GCUGGAAGCCCUCCAAACCCUACCUCUCUUUCCCUCGACAGCCGACCUCGCAUCUGACUAUCACCUCUGGCGCUCGAAACCCUCACCCCCAAAUAUCCGGCAGCGCCACUUCUGGAAACCCUACCACUUCUCCUUCGGAUAUGGCAGCCAUGAAGGUCGAGGCGGGGGGAGCUUCGUUCGCUGCGACGGCGGCGCCGGCUCCGGCUGCUGCUCGCCCUCAGUUCGAGGCAUUGAAGCCCCACGAGAUGUCUGACGGAAAGGUCCAGUUCCGGAAGGUGGCGGUCCCGCCCCACCGCUAUGCACCCCUGAAGAGGAACUGGAUGGAGAUCUACACCCCCGUCUACGAGCAGAUGAAGAUCGACAUACGUAUGAAUCUCAAGGCUCGGAGAGUGGAACUCAAGACGCGAUCUGAUACACCAGAUGUGAGUAACCUGCAGAAAUGUGCCGACUUUGUCCAUGCUUUCAUGCUAGGAUUUGAUAUUGCCGAUGCCAUUGCUUUAUUGCGUCUGGAUGAUCUCUAUGUGGACUCUUUCGAGAUCAAGGAUGUGAAGACGCUUCGUGGGGAGCACCUAUCACGAGCUAUUGGUAGGCUAUCAGGAAAAGGGGGCAAGACAAAGUUUGCCAUUGAAAAUUCUACUAGGACCCGGAUUGUCAUUGCUGAUACUAAGAUCCACAUCCUCGGAUCUUUUUUAAACAUUAAGGUUGCAAGGGAUUCACUAAGUAGUCUAAUUUUAGGGUCACCUGCUGCUAAAGUCUACUCCAAACUUAGAGCUGUCACUGCUAGAUUGGCAGAAAAGUAUUAACUUUCAGUUACAUCAAAGCUAAGUGCUAUCUUGUUCUGAUGUAAUAGCUUAUACAUUACCAUUGUGUCAGGUUUUGUAACCGUUGAGCAUUUAUAAACCAUGGUGCUUAUUUUUUGGGAUUUGGAUUUCUGCAUAUGAAAUUGGCUUAGUUAUUUCUUUGAACUAGAUA
This is a messenger RNA of Elaeis guineensis (African oil palm), 972 nucleotides long. RefSeq lists its product as uncharacterized. Gene Ontology annotation, cellular component: nucleus. Lineage: Eukaryota; Viridiplantae; Streptophyta; Magnoliopsida; Arecales; Arecaceae. Gene Ontology annotation, molecular function: RNA binding. The record is from RefSeq and is a predicted model, not a curated record.